CCCCCGCAGCAGCAGCAGCAGCAGCAGCCCGCACACACUCAGCUCUGGGCUUUUGCACGGAGGAGACCUGUCGUCCUCUCUCUCUCUCCCCCCCCUUUUUUUUUAAAAACAGCUCCCUCAAUCUGUCUAAUCUCACCCCCCCUCCCCUCCUCUCUCUCUUUCUCUUCAAUGGCCGCGCGUGGUGUGAUUCGCCUUCAGCAGCGCAAUAGUUAAUAAGUGCCGGAUGCGCCCUCACUCCAGCAGACCGCUACAGUACGAAGAUGGCGUCGGAGGGAGCCAGCGGGGAGCAGCCUCCUCCUCCGGUACAAACACUGGCAACAGCCGUGCUGGGGAGUGUCGACACGAAAUGUGAGUUCAACAUGGAUAACCUGAGCAAGCCGGAGCUGCUCACCCUGCUGAGUAUCAUGGAGGGAGAGCUGGAGGCCCGCGACCUGGUCAUCGAGGCCCUGAGGGCUCAGAGGAAAGAGGUGUUUCUCCAGGAGCGAUACGGCCACUACAGCCUCACCGACCCCUUCCUGGCGCUUCAGAGGGACUUUGAAUGCGGGGUCCCCGGAGGAGACAAGGAGCGGCGGCCCAUGGGAUCCAGCCCCAUCUCUGUCCUUGAGGCCGUCAUGGCUCACUGCCGGAAGAUGCAGGAACGAAUGUCGGCACAGCUGGCCGCCGCCGAGAGCCGCCAGAAAAGGCUGGAGAUGGAGAAGCUACAGCUCCAGAGCCUCGAGCAGGAGCACCGCAAACUGACGGCCCAGCUGAAGGACGAGCGCGAGAAGAACAAGCACAUCGUCAUGAUGUUGGUGCGGGAGUGUAAGCAGCUCGCCACUCGCGUAGUAGAGGAGUCCCAGCGCUUCGACGAACUUCAGGCUCGCCUGGACGAGGAGAGUCGCACCUCUGGCCGGCUGCAGGAGGACCUGGGCUCUGAGCGGCAGCGGAGCCAACAGAUGGAGGCAAAGAUGGAGAAGCAGCUGUCGGAGUUCGAUACAGAGCGGGAGCAGCUGCGUGCCAGGCUGGGCCGCGAGGAGGCCGAGAGCCACGGUCUGCGGCAGCAGGUGGAGCAGCUCAGGACUGUACAGGGUGAUGGAAAGGAUGGAGCCUCUGUCUCCCAGCCUGCUGCUGGAGCAGGACCUGCUGCUCCCACCAGCCCACCACCCAAACCUAAAGCCCUGACGUCUGUUUCUGUAGCCACAGAGCCCAUCAGCUCUCGAACAGCGUCGUGCCAAACGGACCUCCCUCCCACUGAGGCAGAGGGUCCCAAGAAGACCCCCCUCACCAUACCCGUCAAACCGAGCCCUUCCAACUAUGUAGGCCUUAGUCUGCCAAAGACGUCUGGCCGGGGGAUUGUCCACAGCAGCUCAGGAGGACUGGCACAAACAGAGAACGGCUCAGAGGGCCAAGCCCCCCAUGGCUUACCCACUGGGGUCAGCCCCCGUGUCCAGGCGGCCCGUUAUAAGUUCCAGGAACAGGACCAAAAUGGCACAUCGUCCCAGAGUCCUCCAGCCCGUGACCUCUCACCCACCAACCGGGACAACUUUGCCGCCAAGCAACAGGCACGCCACACUGUCACACAGGUCCUCUCGCGCUUCACCAGCCCUCCAGCAGGAGGCGCUGGACCCCUGCGUCCAGGCCUGCCCCACUCCGCCUCAGAGGGAGGCCCUUUUCCCGGCCGCCUGAGCCAUCCCAUCGGCCUCAAGUCGCCAACGGUGGCCAGGAUCGACCGGGGAAACCCUCCCCCUAUCCCUCCCAAAAAGCCAGGGCUUUCCCAGACCCCCUCUCCCCCUCACCCACCCAUCAAGGUGGUGGGGGACAGCAGCCGCUCCCCUGGGGCUGGGCUGAAACCGGCCACGCCCCAGCUGCCGCCCAAACCUGCCCUGGACCUGGUCCCAGCCCUGACGGCCUCUCAGGUGGGUGCCUGCGCUCCCUCACGCUCCCCAGGGCCUGGCCGGGGCCCUCAGAGGCAGCCGGCAGCAGCAUGUGCAGAGUGUCCCCCCGUCAUCAGCCCUUCCAUCACUGUCAGUAGCCCCCCCUCCAUAAACCCUCCCUCCACCUCCUCCUCCAUUAGUGCUCCAUCCUCCAGUAGCCCCCGAGCCUCAGCAGGCAGCCCCCUGGCAACAGCAUCAGGCUGGUGUCCCUCCGUAGUCUCCUCUCUAAGCGGCGGUGGGCCUGCUGCCCUGGACGGCGGGCGCCCCCUGCUACCCCAAGCUGCUUCCCAGGGAAAUGUCACUUUAUUGUCAAUGCUGCUUAACCAACCAGACCUGACCACCAACACCAUCAACACCACUACAACCACCUCUACGUCCACCACUAACACCAUCAUGGACAACAAGCCCGAUCUACUUGACCAAGACCAACACCUCUAUCACAACCUCAACCAAACCUCUGCCUUGUUUGCUGCUGCUCAAAAUGGACACACAGAGUGUGUGAAGCUGCUGCUGUCUUCAGGAUCGCCUGCUGAUGUUUCUGAUGAAAAUGGAUUCACACCUUUACACUUUGCUGCCGCCCACGGCCACAGCAGCUGUGUGGAGGUGCUGCUGGCUGCAGGAGCUGCUGUGGACUCGGUGGCGGCGGGGGGACAGACUCCUCUGUUUCUGGCCUGUGAGGCAGGACGAUCGGACGGCGUCCAGGUCCUGCUGAGUGCCAGAGCUGACCGCUGUUGCACCACUACGGACGGCUGCACAGCUCUCCACGCUGCGGUGCGUUCAGGACACGUAGACACACUGCGUCUCCUCCUCUGCCACAGGACCCAGGGUGAACCCACUGUUUCCCCUGAACCCCGCUCCACCCUGGGCCUGCCUGCCGCCCUGCUCAACCAGGCCAACAAUGACGGAUGGACGGCUGCGCACAUGGCUGCUGCUCUGGGCCUCAAGGAGUGUCUGGAGGUGCUGUGCAGCCACAGUGAACAGGACAUCCAGAGGAGAGAUAAGUGUAAUCGAACUAUUCAUGACGUCGCCACUGAUGACUGCAAAGAUCUACUUGAAAACCUCCACUCGUACCGCGUCCUGGUGCGUCUCCAGUGUUCGGGUGGAGUGACGGCUGGCUCCAUGUGUCCCGUGGAGGCCCUGGAGGAGGACAAGAAGGGCGUCUCCAGCAGCCAGGUGGUGCUGGGCAGAGUGUCAGUGGACCGGUCAAUGAGCUGGUCUCAGCUGGGCUCAAACAUCGGACACACCUUUACCUCCUACCUCCAGACCCUCUGUGGAGAGUCCCACAGAGCCAGAGAGGAGACCCAGCGCUCACCGCUAGGACUCGGACCUGCUAGUAUCGCUUCCAUCCUUAUAGGCGACACUGCGUGGUUGCCGGGUCAGGAGCUGCCUUUCUCUCCGUGGGACCUGAUCAGGAAGCCUCUCAGCCAGUGCAUCAACAUUCGUCUCAAAGGUCUGUCUGAGUCGUGUCUCGAUGAGUUGGCUCUGGAACACCUCUUCCCCCUGCCGCUGCUGCACAACUACGUCCGCCUGGUGGAACAGUACAAGAACCUCGUCUUUCAUGGGCUCGAAGGCAGCUGUCAGGAGUACAUCGCCAAACUGGUUGCUCACUGCAUCAAGUCAAAGCAGGAGGCUGUGGGGCUCGGCUGUGACGUGGUGCGAGUGGAGGUGGAGGAGAGCCUGAGCAAAGAGCAGCUGCUGGAAACCUUCAUCACCUGUGGUUUCCUGGUGCCGUCAGUGGGGUCAGGGGUCGCAGCGCGUGGUCCUCACUGUGUGGUUGUGCUGCUGGAGGGACUGGAGAAGACUUCCUCUCUAACAGGCCUGCUGGGAGAUCUCUGCCACAGUCUGGACAACAGAGGAGCUGCUGCACCGCUACUUCUCAACACCGGUCCUCAUCAUUUCCGUGACUGCAGCUUCCUGAUUGCCACGCUGUCAAAGCCCCGCCUGCAGGGAUCAGAGCUCCGCCUCCAACAGCAUUUCCGCUGGGUGACGCUGCGCUGGGACCAGGAGCCGCUGCACGGCAUGCUGGGACGGCACCUCCGCCGGAAGCUGCUUCAUAAGACGGGGACUGAUGUUUGGUCACCUGAAGGUGUCAUGGAGCGCUCUGUGUUGUGGGUGAGCCAGGUUUGGCAGCAGCUCAACGCCUGUUUGUCCCGCCUCGGCACCCAUGAGGCUUUGCUGGGCCCUCAGCUCUUCCUGUCCUGCCCUGUGAUCCCCAACAACACGCAGGCUGUCGUCAGAUGGCUGUCUCGGCUCUGGAACGCCGUGGUUGUACCCCGUGUGGAGGAAGCCAUCAUCUCCCGGGUAACAGCCAAGCGUCCCUCUUCUUCUUCCUCCUCCUCCUCUCCCUCAUCACCAUCGUCGCAGAGGCUGUCUCCUAGCAACUGUGGGCUGAGUGCCGGGCAGCAGGCUGUGGUGAAGGCCGCCCUCAGCAUCCUGGUCAACAAGGCUGUUCUCCCAGGCUGCCCUCUGCCUCGACACGAGCUCGACAGGUACCUGUUGGAGUUUAGGGGCGGGGCCUUCCCUCUGUCAGCUAUCAGCUCCUACAGAGGAAGCAGUGGAGGAGGAGGAGGAGAAAGAGGAGGAGGGAGGAAAGGACGGGACAGCGGGAAGCUCAGACGAUCUAACACCAGCCCUCGGAAGAAGGGAAGCCCCGCCUCAAACUGGGGCAGCGGCGGCUCCUUCAGAGAGGGUUCUCUGUCCAGCACGGAUGUCAGCUUCAUCUCCAACGGGAAAGCUCAGAGGGAGCCUGUGGGUCUGUCUGUGUUCUCUGACGAUGAGACUGAUCUGAUCAGAGAGCUGCAGACGAUGUGCUCCAGCAAGUCUGAGCCGGACAUCAGUAAGAUCUCUCGAGCCAAAGACGACCUGAUCCUGUUCUCCAGCUCUCCCAGUGAAGCCCCGCCCCCCUGCCAGGCCAAGCAGGAAACGGCCGUCCAGCAGCGACCACAGGCGAGCCCUCAGUCCGUCCGCAGCUCCAGCCAGGCAGCCGUCCAGAGCACUGACCGGCGUUCGGGCCCUCGCUCCAAAUCGCAGCUCCCUGUCCCCAGCAGCAGGGGGCAGCAGACAAGAGCUCCUCCAGCUGCCUCCACCAGCAGCAGCAGCAACAACAACAGCAGCAGCAGCGGCAGCAGCAGCCCCUGCCGAACCCAGACGCCCCCCAGCCGCAGCAGAUCCACAACAAACAGCAGCAGCAGCAGCAGCAGCAGAACAAAGCAGGCUCCUCCAGCCGGCAGCAGCAACAACAACUACUACCGCAACAACAUCAACGACAACAACCAAUCACACGAGGACAUCUGGAUCCUCCACAGAGACCUGCAUGAAAACAACAACAACAAAUAAUCUCCCUCAGAUCCCCCCGACCCCCCUGACCCCCCGACCCAUAACUCCGCUGUGAAACCUCCCUCCAUGAUGUAAAGACUAGGUACCUGACUACCUUUGACUCUUAGUAUUUGUACUUGUUAUCUGUACUUGUUACACUGUACUACAGUUGUGUACUUGGGGACCAUAGUUUUAUUCUAUUACAGUAUUUGAAGUAUUUGAUUGUUUGGUUUUGGUGAGAUUUAACGUGGGGGAAAAAAUGACAGAAGGUAAUGCAGCAGGUUACUUUACUGUCGCCUUAUUCCAGUGUGUGAACCGGAAGAAAGAAACAGUGUGAGAGUUGAUGAAAACAGAACACACCUGGUUGAAACUGCCUCAAAAACAGCACUGGAACAGUAUUUCUGUGUACUUAAAUGAAAUACUGUAGUAAUGCUUCUGGUAUAAGGCCAUUGAAGAGUAACUGAAGGUACUUACAGGUGUUACCUUUUAGUGAAACGUGUUUUUGGAUCAAAGAAAGAGACGAGCAGGUUUUAUUUUCUGUUUUCUGUUGUUUUUGCUAUUAAGUAUUUUGAGAUAUUCAAGUGUUUAAUCUUUAAAUAGUUGCAAGGUUGGUUUAAAUACUGUUGAAAUUAAUCAGGGUUUUACCAAAUAUAUUUGUAAAUAAGAAUUAGUAAGUUUAAAUGCUCUAUAGAUUGGUGUACGUGGUCAUGACGCUUGUACAGUGAUGAAACCUUAAAGAGAAACUGCUGAAAAAAAAGAAACUUGUACAUAGUGUUUGUAAAACUAGUUUGGUUCUGAACCCGUCACUUGUUUCAGAGUGACGGCGCUGUGGCAAUAAGUAAUAGAACUGUAUAAACACAGGAUGUCCUCAAAUCAACUGUAAGCCAUAAUAAAUAUUUUAGACCCCACCUGAGUCAUGUUCAAUUCAACCCGACGAGGGAUUCAUCCUCUUUCCAUUUUCACUGUGUUUCUUCUCUGUUUUACUUUGAAAGGACAAGUGUUGUUACAAGCGGACAUUGUUUAUAUAUAAAUAUAAAUAUAUCUAUACAUAUGUACAGGAGAGAUUUUAGUCAACCUAUGAUUUUGAUCUGUACGAUAGCUGUUUGAGGUUUAAAGAAUUGUCUUUCAAGCACAAACAUUAAAAAUGACACUGAGAAAAAUCCAAA
Messenger RNA from Notolabrus celidotus (New Zealand spotty), 6394 nucleotides. It is a transcript of the gene cttnbp2, whose product is annotated as cortactin binding protein 2. Gene Ontology annotation, cellular component: glutamatergic synapse. The coding region runs from base 261 to 5249 and encodes 1662 amino acids. Gene Ontology annotation, molecular function: protein binding. The record is from RefSeq and is a predicted model, not a curated record. Gene Ontology annotation, biological process: regulation of synapse organization. The transcript is spliced from 23 exons. NCBI's taxonomy places the organism in Eukaryota, Metazoa, Chordata, Actinopteri, Labriformes, Labridae.